AUGGAUGAGGACAAUGAGAUUGGACUUCCACAGAAGGGAAUCAAUCAAAUCGUCAAAGAGAUCAUCCCCGACGUUCGAAUCGCCAACGAAUCCCGGGACAUGAUCAACGCGUGCUGUGUGGAAUUUGUGAAGCACGUCGCGCGAGAAGCUCAGAAGAUUGCGAGUCAGGAUCAGCGCAAGACGAUCUACCAUGAGCAUGUGCAGAAGGCGUUGCAGAACUUGGGAUUCACGGCGGACUAUUUGGAAGCGGCGGAUAGUGUGCUAGAUGCGUGCAAAGUUGAAGCGGAAAAGAAGCUAAAACGAAAGAACUCCCGCCUCGAAAAGUGUGGAAUUCCAGAAGAAAAACUGUACGAAAUGCAACAAGAGCUCAUCGCAAAGGCACGCCAAAAGGAAAUCGAUCAGCAAAUGGCUCAUCAGCAAGCACAAGCCGCUGCGGUGGCUGCUGCCAACGCGCAAAUGUUCGGAGGAGAAGGACCAUCGGAUGGCACCGCUGCGCCAACCGAUGAUGACUAUGAUAAUUGA
This is a messenger RNA of Caenorhabditis briggsae, 522 nucleotides long. It is a transcript of the gene Cbr-dro-1, whose product is annotated as Protein CBR-DRO-1. Gene Ontology annotation, cellular component: negative cofactor 2 complex. Gene Ontology annotation, molecular function: TBP-class protein binding; general transcription initiation factor activity; core promoter sequence-specific DNA binding. The coding region runs from base 1 to 522 and encodes 173 amino acids. The record is from RefSeq and is a predicted model, not a curated record. NCBI's taxonomy places the organism in Eukaryota, Metazoa, Nematoda, Chromadorea, Rhabditida, Rhabditidae. The transcript has 2 exons. Gene Ontology annotation, biological process: positive regulation of transcription by RNA polymerase II; RNA polymerase II preinitiation complex assembly; negative regulation of transcription by RNA polymerase II.